This is a messenger RNA of Pseudopipra pipra, 3102 nucleotides long. RefSeq names its product tectorin beta (gene TECTB). The transcript has 11 exons. Bases 1963 to 2952 code for a protein of 329 amino acids. The record is from RefSeq and is a predicted model, not a curated record. Lineage: Eukaryota; Metazoa; Chordata; Aves; Passeriformes; Pipridae. Gene Ontology annotation, cellular component: cell surface. Gene Ontology annotation, molecular function: extracellular matrix structural constituent.
CAGAGAGAAAGACAAAAACGAGUGCAUGUUUACACAGUGUCUGUUCAGUCGGGUUUAGGAAAUCAAAAUUAGGCCUCAGUGCCUGCAGGACUUGAGGUGAGCCUAUAAAACAGACACUUUGAGUUAAAUUUUCCUUGUUUUAGGAUUUCUGAUGAGGAUAAUCUCUAGUUAGGUAACACCAAACGAUUUAUAAGCCUUGGUCCUUUUUCCGUGGAUUAUUCUUUAAUUCAAUUAAAAUAACAAUAAACAAAGGAUUUUAUCCAUUGUCCAUCUUUAAGUAAUCUCAUUUAAAUCAGAAUGUGAUGGCUUGCAGGACUUGGUUCACAACAAUAGCGAGAGCAGCCCAUUAUUUGCUCUGUAAUCCUUAGGAAGUUUCUAUCUAGGUUCAGAUUGAUUAUUUGAAACUAAGCACAGAAAUGUAAAGCCUUUUCAACCUUUCUUUAGGGCUUUGGAUCAGUUUUCCAGAAGCAGAAGUCACCCUAAUUACAUCUUCAUAUCAUUGCAGUUCACCUGCACACCAUCACCACUGAGAGCCAGCAGCCCUCACAAGGCACGGUGCAGUCAUGGCUGUGCUGUGCUCAUGCCUUUCAGCUUGAAACUCUUUUUGUAGUGAAUGCUGUUCUGAAGGUGCACCCAUAAAUCUCACCCACAGGCAGCUAAAAACUCCUUGUCUAGCAUUUCAGGUAAGGUCAGGGCCACUGUGCUCCACUCUUCUCCUUCAAAAGCUCCAGACUAAUGACAACUAGUACAGCUUUAAUACUGUGUCUCCCCUCUAUGCCAAAAAUCCCUUGAGAGAUGGCACACCAAAGUCCUGCUAUGGAUGGGGAGAACGAGGUUCUCAACAAGAGGAGAUACCAAAUCAUCUGUGAGCAGCCCCACAGGACUGGGUCCCACAAGCAAGGUCAGUGAGAUCCUCUGUGUUUUGUGACUCAAGACAGAUAUCAGAGUAGUUCAACAACACAUGAAACUGGGUAGAUGCACACAUGCCCAAAGUUGAGGCUGUGCCAGUUUAUACUGUAAGAGUGUUUACAGCCACGUUUUUACACAGGCAUGUAAAAUAGCAGUAGCAUACCCAAGUGCUGUUUUCCGUGCGGGUCACUAAAAGCUGAUACAAACAGGAUGUAAUGGGUCACUAGAAAAUCCUACCAGCUGACCAAGACUUUCGUAGGCAACCUCAUGACUGAUGGUCAUAUGAAAAGCAAAUUUGUUUCAGUUUUCUGUGCAAUGGUAAAUUUUACACAAUCUAUAAUGUAAUAUUUAAUGUAUAUUACAUAGUCUUAUAUGCAUGUAGUAUUAUGUACUAUAAUUAUGUAGUAUUUUGUACUAUAAUUAUGUAGUAUAAUGCUUAGGCUUAUGGAAGAGCCUACCUAAACUCAGAUAACAUGCCUAUGAACUUUCAGAAAAAAUAAGUGAAAAACCCAACCCCAAAGGUGAUCUGUUGCCAUUACUUUGUCCACUUGCAUGGCAUAAAAGUUUGACAUUGUCAAUAAGCCAUUUAAGACAAGCAUCUAAUUCCUAUAAAUACUUUUUAACUGAAUUCUAGAAGGCAGUUGUGGCUUCACCUCUGCAGAAAUUCUACAUUUUCCUAAUUAACUUUUAAAACAAAAAUUUAGUACCUUCAGCAGGUUUCUCUUCACUUGGUUUCAAGAUCUGUGAAAAGCCACCAUAGAAAAACUUUUUAAAAAUCAAAUUGCAGCAGCAAUACAGUCCCAUCUAGGGGAAGAGAACUGCUUUUCUAUAACUCUUUUUUUUUUCCCCUCCUACACUGGACAAUACUGGCGGGUUGAGAUUUAACCAGAGAUGGGCUCCUUUUACAAGAUUGCUUAUAUAAAGCGAAGAUAAUGCCAGCUGGGUUCAUUUGAAAGAGGACAUCUUGGGAAGAGCUGACAGCACAGCUAUUGGAAUAAGACCGGAAUGAAAAUCUGAAAUACUUAUCCCCUUCCUGUCCUAUCAUUGCAAGAAAUGCUGACUCUUACUGUGUAUCUGCUGGUCAUCUUGGCUCGAGCUCUUGGGGGGCCUUGCAGUCCAAAUAAAGCAGAUGUAAUUCUGGUAUACUGCUAUCCUAAAACCAUCAUUACCAGAAUUCCAGAGUGCCCUUAUGGAUGGGAGGUUAAUCAACUGGCACUUGGAGGCAUUUGCUAUAAUGGGAUCCAUGAUUCAGGAUACUACCAAUUCACAAUUCCAGACCUGUCACCUAAAAACAGAUCAUACUGUGGGACACAGUCAGAGUUCAAGAAUCCCAUUUACCACUUCUACAACUCCAUCGUCUCCAAUGACUCCUCGGUAAUUGUGAAGAGCCAGCCUGUGAAUUACUCGUUCACCUGCUCAUACAAUGCCAACUAUCUGGUGAACCAGGCUGCCUUUGACCAAAGGGUGGCCACUGUCCAUGUGAAGAAUGGGAGCUCUGGCUCAUUUGAAAGUCAGCUGUCCCUCAACUUCUACUCUAAUGCCAAGUUUUCAAGUAUAAAGGAAGCCCCUUUCGUUGUUGAAACAUCGGAAAUCGGUUCUGACAUAUUUGCUGGAGUGGAAGCCAAGGGCUUAAGCGACAGGUUCAAAGUUGUUCUCAACAACUGCUGGGCAACUCCCUCCUCAGAGUACUUCUACCAGAUCCACUGGCCUCUGAUCACCAAGGGGUGUCCCACAGACUACUCCAUCAUUGUGCACGAGAAUGGGAAAACAAACCGGGCGACCUUCCAGUUCAAUGCUUUCCGCUUCCAAAACAUCCCCAAGCUGUCCAAGGUGUGGCUACACUGCGAGACGCACGUCUGCGACAGCGAGAAGUUCUCAUGCCCAGUGAUAUGUGAUAGACGAAAACAGCGCAUGGAACAAACCGGAGGUGUUUUAGUGGCAGAGAUCUCUGUACGCAGCAAAGGUUUAUCCAGAUUUUACACACUCUCAGAUAUCAUCUUCCACCUACUCUUUGUGAUUGGAUUUUGUGCUGUUUUACUAUAAAAUGCAGCCCAACUGUGUUUCUUAACUUCCCCCAAUCCUGUUUGGACCUGGACUUCUUUACUAAAGACGUUUAUUUUACAGAAGAAAAAUGAAAGCCACAAAAAAAUCCUUGUGCAUCAUUUUACCUGAUAAAUAAAACAUUCCAUGAGC